Messenger RNA from Aspergillus homomorphus CBS 101889, 1245 nucleotides. Its product is annotated as ribosome biosynthesis protein MAK16. The record is from RefSeq and is a predicted model, not a curated record. Gene Ontology annotation, cellular component: nucleolus; preribosome, large subunit precursor. NCBI's taxonomy places the organism in Eukaryota, Fungi, Ascomycota, Eurotiomycetes, Eurotiales, Aspergillaceae. Gene Ontology annotation, biological process: maturation of 5.8S rRNA; maturation of LSU-rRNA. The transcript is spliced from 2 exons. The coding region runs from base 98 to 1090 and encodes 330 amino acids.
GGCUCGGACAAGACCUCUUUUCAUCCUUAAUCUCAUCACAGACAAUCCGGCUUUUUGACAGGUUUCAAUCUUGCUUGUCAAUAAGUAAGCAGCCAAGAUGUCGUCCGACGAGAUUGUUUGGCAGGUUAUCAACCAGCAGUUUUGUUCUUACAAACUGAAAACCACUAAAGGCCAAAAUUUCUGCCGCAACGAAUACAACGUCUCGGGGCUCUGCAACCGCCAAUCCUGCCCGCUGGCCAACUCGCGCUAUGCGACGGUGCGCUCCGACCCGGAGACGGGCACGAUGUACCUGUACAUGAAGACGAUCGAGCGGGCGCACAUGCCGUCCAAGUGGUGGGAGCGGAUCAGGCUUUCCUCCAACUACGCCAAGGCGCUGGAGCAGCUGGACGAGCGGCUGAUCUACUGGCCCAAGUUCCUGGUGCACAAGUGCAAGCAGCGGCUGACGCGGCUGACGCAGGUGUCCAUCCGCAUGCGGAAGCUGGCCAAGGAGGAGGAGCGCCUCGGCGAGACGGUGGUGCCGCGGUUGGCGCCCAAGGUGCGGCGGCGCGAGGCGACCCGCGAGCGCAAGGCCGAGUCCGCGGCCAAGAUCGAGCGCGCCAUCGAGCGCGAGCUGAUCGAGCGGCUGCGGAGCGGCGCCUACGGCGACCGGCCGCUGAACGUCGAGGAGGGGAUCUGGAAGAAGGUGCUCCGCGGGCUGGAGCGGACGGGCGAGGGCGAGAGGGAUGAGGACAUGGAUGAUGGGGAGCAGAUCGAGGAUGAGAUGGAGGAGGAAGAGGAGGAAGGCGUCGGCCAGGUCGAGUAUGUCAGUGAUGUCGAGGAGAGUGAUCUCGAGGACCUGGAGGAUUGGAUCGGGGAGGACUCCGGCGCCGAUAGUGAGGAUUACAGUGAGGAGGAUGAUGAGAGUGAUGAUGGCCAGGACAGUGAGGACGAUGAGGAUGACUCGCAGCAUAGUGAGGAUGAGGGCGACAAGAAGAAGCCCGCGCCUGGCUUCAAGCGCAAGCGUCCUGCUCCUCAGGCUAAGCCCCGCAAGAAGGGUGCCCGCAUUGAGAUCGAGUAUGAAACUGAGGGUGCUGGCAAGGUUCUGGCUUAAAGCAACUAGGAUCGUUGCGUGAUGCGGGGAAACACUACAAAAGCUCGGUUUUUUUUUCUUACCCCUCCUGUUUCGUAUGGCGUUGCCUGGUUCGAGUUGUUUUAAUGUAUCUAUUGACCUACUUUCUGACCGUCUUAUGCUGCGAUCGGGCAUAU